AUCAUGAUUUACCACCGCUCAUCCCUAAUCAUUUCAACACAACAACAACACUAUUCAAAUCACAGAUAAAAUCAACACAAGCUACUAUGUCAGGAAUACCUCUAGCCGCAAUAGCGCAGACAACGCAAGCGGCACCGAGCGCCGAACGCCUCCAGCAGCUCCGGAACCUCGCGCUCGGGGACAUGGGAGGGGACUAGAGGUCCGGCCUCUUCCAAUGCUGUCCUUGCACUAGCUGCGUAUUGGGGUUCUUCGUUCCCUGUCUUAUGGUUGGCCAGACCUCGAAUCGCCUCCUCGACCCUACGGCUCUCCUCCCGGUUACGAUCAAUGCUGAUUGUCUGAUCCACGGCGUUUUGCAGUGCGUUUGCGGGUUUGGAUGGAUUUGGACCAUAUUGAAGCGAGAACAGAUCCGGACGCGCUUCGUCAUUCCUGGGACACCGUUGAAUGAUUGUUGUGUUAGCUACUGGUGCCAGUGCUGCGCCAUCAUCCAACAAGAGAACGAGGUCGUAAGACGCAUGCCGAAGCCUGUAGAUCUCUUAACGGAACAACCUCUCCCGAUACCAGAUAUGAGCAUGCCCGGGACCUCUUUAUAGCUAUCCUAUGCCCGAGCUCCCAGCGAUGAGAAUAGGAGAGCGCGUGGUC
Messenger RNA from Xylaria bambusicola, 639 nucleotides. RefSeq lists its product as uncharacterized. Bases 264 to 590 code for a protein of 108 amino acids. The record is from RefSeq and is a predicted model, not a curated record. The transcript is spliced from 5 exons. Lineage: Eukaryota; Fungi; Ascomycota; Sordariomycetes; Xylariales; Xylariaceae.